AAAUAGGCGGCAGGGCAAAUUCGGCCGGAGCGAGAAGCGACCUCGCGAGUCCAUGGACAUCUUGACUUUCGUCUUGCGAGCGAGAGUGCAGGCUUGAUAGUUUCUUCCGCACAAAACUAUACCGACCGCAUCCAAGCUUGGGAGACACAAGAAUGCUUAAACAUAACAUGCCUCAAGGCCAUUUCGGUGCAGGUUCCGCGCGAAGACGACUCCGUUCUGCCUUUGCUCAUGUAGUAUCCGCCAGUAACAACGACGAGGAUGGAAUGAACUGCCGCUUCGGCCGUUCACUGAGUCGUAAUGGCAACAGCUUCCUCGCCGAGCUGUCGUGGCGGUGGCUGCGGCUGCCAGCUGAAAUGGCGGUAUUGAACAACGACAACCGUGACGUGGCGAUAGGCAGACCCUUCCCGUCCGCGGUGCGCGACACGCGAGCGGCAUGGAGUCGCGGCUGCGCGGCGCGGCCGCGGGGCCGUCACCGCCACCCCCAGCCUUCAAGGGGCGUCAGGGCGUCACCGACACCGACAACGCCGCUGGGAGCAGCGGACAGCAGCAUGGGCUCGCGCCGGAGCACCUGGAGGAUGGUUUGGUGGUGUCGGGCACCGCCGGCGCUGCGGCAACUGCUGCCAGACCUCGGGCUGCAACAGCUGCUGGUGUCUGCCCUGGACGUGACGCUCUGCUACACCGGCGGCGGUGCAUUGGGACGCAAGGUGGCGGAUUCCAGGUGGCUCCUGACCCACAUCAGCUGGUGGGCGCUGGCUUCCUUGCCUUCGCGUUUGCGGGCGUCGCGGGAGCUGCCAUUCUGGCUGCCGGUGGCGCUGUAGCUGCACCGACUGCAGCUGGCGGCCCGAUCGAAGCUGACGCUGGUUUUGUGCUCCCGCCGCAACCGCCGGAGCCCCCAGUACAGCGUGGACGUGGACGUGGCAGGGGCAGGGGCAGGCCGCGUGGGCGCGGCCGCGGGCGCGCGCGUGGGUACGGCAGGGCCAGCGCUCCCCAGCCGGCGGAUGCAGACGCGGAGGCCGUGGAGCAGCCGCACAAGCGCCGCCGCAGCUUUGGCACGGAUGAGCAACAGCGGCAAGCCGCACGGCGGCGCCAGCGGCGGCAGGGCAUGGAACCUGAUCAGCGGCAGCAGCACCUCUCUGCGCACGCCGCGGCGGAGGCGGCGCGCGUGGCGGCAAUGACCGCUGAGCAGCGGCAGCAGCACCUAGCUGCACACGCCGCUGCGGAGGCAGCGCGCGUAGCGGCGAUGAUUACUGAGCAGCGGCAGCAGCACCUCGCUGCACACGCCGCCGCGGAGGCGGCACGGCGGGCGGGCAUGGACGAGGAGCAGCGGCAGCAGCACCUAGCUGCACACGCCGCUGCGGAGGCGGCGCGCGUGGCGGCAAUGACCGCUGAGCAGCGGCAGCAGCACCUAGCUGCACACGCCGCUGCGGAGGCGGCGCGCGUAGCGGCGAUGACUGCUGAGCAGCGGCAGCAGCACCUCGCUGCACACGCACUGCUAUAGCCUCGGAGCGUACGCUAUGAGCUAUGUCUAUUAUUGCAGUGCCAGCGAAUUUACGCCGUCGGCAAAGGUAAUAGUUUGGAAGGUAGUGAGGACGAAUUGCUUCAUUUUGUGGUCGGCUGGGAGGCAGUAGACGGAUUUCUGGCGUGUAGUUGCCACAGGUUUCAGCGCGCUGUCAGGGAAAAUCUGCGCCAGGAAAGUCGUCAGGCUUGCGACGCCACCAGACUGGGGAGGGUGGGGACAUCCGGAGAUGUCGCAGCAACCGAAUACCGCAAAAGGAUCCUGGUCGUCCAUAACCGAGAUCGUAGCUGAGACUGUGCCUGUGACUGGCGCCUGCAAGCUUUCAUGUAAGGUUUCCGGCUCGUCGCCAGCGUCGAAGCAGACAUCGCGUCCUGAUGCCGCGUCCCCGCCAUAGUUGACAUCGUACUUGUCGCCAGAUAGCUCAACGGACAGAGGCUGAGCUAGUGUGACCGCAGACAACGGUGGCGCUCCUGUCCGCACUGUCGCCAGCGAAACGAUGCGCCCAUCAUCAAUUGUUCUAAUGCUAUUGCUGACAGCGUCAUUUGUUGAACCUGACGGACGGCCAGGGGCAGCCUUUAGUUGUUGUUUAAGCGCCCCAAGCCUACUUUUACGCUGUCUUCCACUCAUCAAGGUUCUGUGUGUAUUUUUGUUGUAACAUUCUACGCGCAUUAAUUUCAACUAAGCGAAGGCAACGCUUCGGGAAGGUGUCACAGGAUAGGCGUCGAAUGAGGCAGCCUGCAUCAAUGCCAUGUUGAAUUCUAGCCGUCUGCGCGCGCUUGGAUAAACGUUGUCAGCCAUUCCCAGACAGUUGAUAAGGAGGAACAGUGCCUUGGCCGACAAAGGGUGCGGGUGGACGCGCAACAGCGCGGUCAACGCCAUCCUCGCCUUGAUUUCCUUCUUCCACCAAACACUCCCUGGGACCUCAUGAGUGCAACUGUGUGUUUUAAGCGAAGGUACAUCUGUUGCAGCCAGUGCCAGAUGCUCUCCUGUGCGGCGACCAGGCUUUCAAUUUGUUGCCACGCGCAUCCACGCUCCUUUACCGUCCGCGCGCCCCAGCAGCGGCUCUGAAGGUUGCUGCAAGUUUGCUUCUAGGAUAAAGCAGCAUGGCUCGAAGCUGGGCGGAGACUAGGAGACUGGCCUGUCCGGCGGCCUGGGCGGAGCCGGAAUAACCGGCUCCGAGCAUGCUCGGGGCAAGCAGUACCCACUGUUGCCGUCCUUGUGCAUCCUGAACGCAUCAGUGACUGACUGCAACUUAAAUGUAUCUUAAAAGCAAUAGUUUUCCUGGUCCUGCGCGCCCAAACAGCCAGCGGGGCAGGGUGGAGCCGGAAUAACCGGCUCCGAGCAUGCUUGGGAGCGCUCGCGGCGACCACAGUUACUCCAGCCUCUACAUGCGCUGGCACUGCAAUAAUAGACAUAGCUCAUAGCGUACGCUUUCGAGGCUAUACGCAGCUGCGAGCGGAGCAAUUCAUUCAUUCAUGGAGACGAAUACAUGUCUUGCCUUUGUGGCAGGGGGCGCGCUGCGAUAUCUAUUGCUGCUUCAUAAUAAGAACUGCUGUAGAGAGCGCUCUGGAAUACAGCUGCAUAUCCAUUGCCAGGGAAACGUACAAUUGGCUGUAACCGGCGUAUAUU
Messenger RNA from Chlamydomonas reinhardtii, 3145 nucleotides. RefSeq lists its product as uncharacterized. The transcript is spliced from 5 exons. The record is from RefSeq and is a predicted model, not a curated record. NCBI's taxonomy places the organism in Eukaryota, Viridiplantae, Chlorophyta, Chlorophyceae, Chlamydomonadales, Chlamydomonadaceae. Bases 434 to 1498 code for a protein of 354 amino acids.